AUACGGUGGCUAUAUCUGCAUCGUACAAAAUACUUCGUAAGAAUGGAAAGUCAGCUGAUAUUGGACCGUUCUUACUGAGAAGAACGGUUCAACUUGAAGUGUCAUGAGGACGAACAGUGGAUUCUCCGGGCCGUCCGAUACAGAAGGAUACCAAGUAUCUCACUCAGACUUUAAGAAUCGCCUCGUAUCAUGUCGACCCCAAAACGCAUCUGUCAAAUUAUCAAAUUGAAGCCAUCUUCCGAAGCGGAAUAUAGAGAAUGCCAUGCCGCCGUGUGGCCUGGCGUACUUGCGGCGCUUGAACGCGCUCAUAUCGUCGACUAUUCCAUCCAUUAUUAUGCACCGCUUCAUCUCCUCAUUGCCAACAUGAAGUACACUGGGACUGAUUAUGAGGCCGACAUGAAGAAAGUUGCCGAGGAUCCUGAGACGCAGAGGUGGUGGGCAAUGACGGAUGGAAUGCAGGAGAGUCUGGUUGAAGGUGCUACUGGUAGUGGAAAGGAUAUACCGUGGUGGGCUGACAUCGAAGAGGUUUUUAGGUUCGAGGGAAAGCCUUAGUAAACAGGGCAGCUGGAAAGAAACUAUACCAUACAUGCCAGAAACUCGCCGUUCGAAUUCAAUCCAGCCGAUUCACCCGAGCGCAGUAGCGUAUAUACAUGGGAAAUGCCGACUCAGUUUAGACUCGUUCCAAAUUCUGGCCACGACCCGCAAGCAUGGGUUGCGUUCCAUGAUU
Messenger RNA from Desarmillaria tabescens, 727 nucleotides. Its product is annotated as rhamnose mutarotase. The record is from RefSeq and is a predicted model, not a curated record. Bases 190 to 552 code for a protein of 120 amino acids. NCBI's taxonomy places the organism in Eukaryota, Fungi, Basidiomycota, Agaricomycetes, Agaricales, Physalacriaceae. Gene Ontology annotation, molecular function: racemase and epimerase activity, acting on carbohydrates and derivatives. The transcript has 3 exons.